AUGCAGGAUAGAAGACCCCGUCCUUCUCGACGCUCCUGGAACGGGCCCCGCACGGCCAGGCGCAGGUCCGAGGGGGUAGCAGGGAGGUCCUGCAUCAGCCCAGGCGCCUCCCCCGCAACUCAAGACCAGCCACCCUCUGGGACCCAGGCCCGAGGCCGGACCAGGAUAAAGUCCAGGACCCCGGGUCCCGCCCGCCGCCUCCGGCCCCUGGCCUCCACCGAGGGUCAGACAGCCAGGCUUCCCGCCGCCUCUCCCGCCCGCCUCGUGCCUCAGGGGCCCCAGCUACCUCCCCGCCCCCGGCCGGGCCCCCACGAGGCUGCGCUUCCCGUAAACUCCCCUCCCGGCACGGCCCACCUCCCUGCCUCGGUCCCGCCCCUGGGGGGCCCUGAGCGGCGCGUGAUUGGCCCGGCCGCGCCGUCACUCUCCGGCCGCGUCACCGCCCUCGUUUCCGACCGCCCCGAGACCGGCAGUGGUGUUAGUGCUCGCGGGGCCGCGGCGGAGGGUGUCGAGCUUCCCUGCUUGCUCCGACUCGCCCGCGGGUCGGCGCGCUAG
This is a messenger RNA of Rangifer tarandus platyrhynchus (Svalbard reindeer), 552 nucleotides long. Lineage: Eukaryota; Metazoa; Chordata; Mammalia; Artiodactyla; Cervidae. The record is from the annotation of a GenBank genome assembly.